This is a messenger RNA of Linum tenue, 798 nucleotides long. The record is from the annotation of a GenBank genome assembly. Lineage: Eukaryota; Viridiplantae; Streptophyta; Magnoliopsida; Malpighiales; Linaceae.
AUGGCGGCAAAAGAUCACACCAUCAAGACGUUGAACUGCAAGCUAUCAUGGGUAAGUGAUUUCACCAACUCCAUUUACGUCUUGAGAUCAGAAGCAGCAGUAGUGUCACAACAAGAACGCGUCCGCAAGACCAAACAUAUCAAGUGGUGGCUAAAAGUCAUAACCUACGCAACCGUCAUACUCACCUCACAAACAACCUACCUCCUGCUCGCCAGGCUCUACUACGUCAAAGGCAGAACCAGCAAAUGGCUCUCCACAACCGUCCAGCUCGCCGGCUUUCCCCUCCUCCUCCCUUACUACAUCUACACCAAUCGCCGCCACCACGAUAAUAACCAUUCGGCCUCCAAAUUAACGCACGGAGCAUUCUACGUAAUUGUCGGCAUCCUCGUAGGCGGAAACACCUCAUUCCUCCUCACCACCUCCUACGUCCUCCUCGUCUUCGCCAGGGACCCGACCACCGACCUCUGGGGAAUCACCAAGGGCCAAGUACAUGUUAGGGUUCGUCUGCACCCUCGCCUCCGCGGCAGGGGCAGGGCUCUUAUUUGCUGUCUCCGGGUUAUGGCGAUGGGGACGAUGGAGCUGGUCUUUGAGUUUGAGGUGAGUCCGGUGUUCUCUAACGCUGUGGGUACGGUUGGACUGCCGCCGGUGCUGAUUCUGGCGAUGGUGAUUUUUUAUGAUAGGAUGACGGGGAUUAAGGCGAUUGCGAUGGUGCUGGCUGGCUGUUUGGGGGUUUCUUUCUUAUCUCUGUCAGCAGUACUUGGAUGGCCGGCAAGUGCAAUGACACUAGCUAGUAGAUAG